AUUUUGUAUCCUAUGCAGACUUUGUCAUCUCACUAUUUAUAUUUUUUCCAGAUCAUUUCUGAAUAUAUUGAAUAGCAUCGUCCCCAAUACAGAUCCUUGAGAACGACCCUUUUCAUUGUGAAAACUGACCAUUUAUUCCAACACUUUGUUUUCUAUCUUUUAACCAGUUACUGAACUAUGAGAGAACCUUCCCUCUUAUCCCAUGACUCUUUGCUAUUUAAGAGGAACCUUAGAUGAGAAACCUUGCCAAAGACUUUGUGAAAGUCUGUUUCUAGUUUCCUUUAAAUUUAAGACCAUUAAAAUGCUUUGAAUUCUUAAGUCAUGUUUUCACUAAAUGGGUCCUCACACUUUUUGUUGGCUCUCACACACAGGUGGAUAUGGAAACCCAAAUCCAAUUGGAACGGUACAGAAAACAGUUUAAUAUAGCAGGAAUUCUGAAAUUCAGCCUCAACUGUGCAGAAUGCCACACAAAAUUGGAUUUGUGGUUAUCAGUUCAUCUGGACAUGAAGACGGCUUCAGCGCAAAAGAACUGAUGGUUCAUGCACCAACAGUCAAUGGAUGGAGAUCACCGAGACUCUGCCAGUAUCCACAAGAAAUCGUCCUUCAGAUGGUGGAGAAAUGUCGAGUUCGAAAGCUGCAAUUACUCGCUCACCAGUAUAUGAUAUCAAGCAAAAUUGAGUUCUUCAUAAGUGAAAAUCUGCCUGAGUACUUUGCACCGUAUCAAUCAGAGAGGUUUCGCAGACUGGGUUAUGUGUCUCUCUCAGACAAUGAGAAGACUGGGUACAAGGCACGGGAGCUGAAGUCAGUGUAUGUGGAUGCAGUAGGACAGUAUCUAAAACUCACUUUCCAUAAAAAUUUCAUCAAUAGGUACAACUUGUACAGUCAGGUUGCUCUGGUUGCAAUAAAUAUAAUUGGGGAGCCUGCAGACUGCAGCAAUGACAGCAAUAAUCCUUCAAGAGAGAAGCUGAUUGACCAUUACCUUGGGAACAGUCCAGAUGACCUAGCUUUAGAUGGAACAUACCUUGGAAAGCCUGACUCCAUUUCACCACUGGAUGAUUUGGCUUUUGAUAUGUACCAGGAUCCAGAAGUUGCUCAGAUAAUUCGUAAACUGGAUGAGAGAAAGCAUGAAGCUGUUCGUCAUGAACGUUACGACUAUGCCAAGAAACUCAAACAAGCUAUUGCUGACUUGCAAAAGGUUGGGGAACGACUCGGACGGUAUGAGGUAGAAAAGCGCUGUGCUGUAGAGAAGGAAGAUUAUGAUCUUGCAAAGCAGAAGAAACAGCAGAUGGAAGAGUAUCGCCUGAAGGUAUAUCAGCAACUGGAACUGCACAACCUUCUGGAUCCAGAUCUUAUGAUCCGAAGACCUCCUGAAUUGCCCCUUGAGCCUUUGGUUUAUUCAGUUAGUCCUCGGCAAAAGAAACCCAUGCAGUUAUCCCAGCAUGAGAAAGCAGAAGCACAGAAGAUAGAGCCUUUUCCACAAGAAAAGUCACCUGAGACAACUUUUCCUGAACCUGUUAUUCCUGAACACUCUGCUUCUCCUGUAGCCCCACCACCAGUCUCUGUAGAUGGUUUUCCAAAGACAAAUGUUGAAUUUCUGCCUUAUGAUGAGAGACCUCUCCCAGCUAUUCGUAAACAUCAUGAGGAAGGAUUUGCUUACCUUGAGCCAGAGAUGAAUGAAGAAGAUAUCAGUGAUACUCCAAGAAGUGGCAUCACUGGGGAACCAGAACCAUUAACUGAGAAAGCACUGAGGGAGGCCAGUCCAGCCAUUGAAGUUUUUGGAGAGGCCUUGGUUGCAGGAGCAUAUUCCAAGACUUGGUCGUAUCGAGAAGAUGCUCUGCUUGCUAUAUAUAAAAAGCUGAUGGAAAUGUCUGCCGGCACAUCUAAGGAUGAUUUAAAGAAUAUGCUUAGAGCUGCUGUCUUUCUCAUAAGAAGAGCUAUAAAAGACAUAGUGUCUUCAGUUUUCCAAGCUUCCCUGAAACUUUUGAAAAUGAUCAUCACUCAAUAUAUACCAAAGCAUAAGCUAGGUAAAUUGGAAACAGCUCAUUGUGUGGAAAGAACACUUCCAAAUUUACUUUCUAGAACAGGAGACUCUUCAACCCGUCUUCGUAUUGUGGCUGCAAACUUUGUCCAGGUAGGAAUGUCAUCGGAACUGCAUAUUAGAAUGACUUUUAACACAAUAUGUCGCUGUUUUGCCCACACACAUUGCAAUGAAGUUAAACCUCUUCAAAUGAUCCCUGUUCAUCUGGUCCAGCCAUUGAAACCAAAUUCCCCUACUCAUUUGGCAAUGAGUCAGGUGGACUUGGUGGAACGCCUGUUGAAAGACCUGGGAACAGAAAAUUCUGGUUUUACUAUUGACAACGUCAUGAAGUUUGCGACAGGGGCAUUGGAGCACAGAGUAUAUGAGGUACGCGAUUCCGCAUUACGGAUUAUCUUCGACAUGUACAGGCAGCACCAGACUGUUAUACUGGACUAUCUUCCUCCAGAUGAUGCCAAUACACGCAAGAAUGUUCUCUAUAAAACACUCUUUGAUGGAUUUACUAAAAUAGAUGGCAGACUUACUGAGGCUGAGCUUAGAGCACAGAAAAAGGCAGCCACAGAAGAAGCAGAAAAACAGAAAAAAGAGGAGAUUAAGGUUCUGCAAGGGCAACUGGCAGCACUGAAGGAGAUCCAGGCAGAAGUUCAGGCUGGAAAGGAGAAAGAAAAUGAUUUUCAAAAGCCAAAGACUCAAGGUGAGCAAAUAAAGAAAGUCACCCUACCUGCAGCAACAGAGAUUCCAGAUGAUCAUUCCUCAGUUGCAAAUUAUUUAGAUAACUUAUGCAUUUUUUGUGGUGAAAGGGACGAAUCGUUCACAGAGGAAGGCUUGGAUCUCCAUUACUGGAAACAUUGCCCUAUGUUGACAAGAUGUGAGCACUGCAAACAGGUGGUGGAGAUAGCAAGCCUGACAGAGCACCUGCUGACUGAGUGUGAUAAAAAAGAUGGCUUUGGGAAAUGUCAGCGCUGCAGCGAGGCCCUUCCAAAAGAGGAACUCCCCAAACAUGUGAAGAGCAAGACUUGCAAUGCUGCAAAACCAGAAAAAGUGGCAAACCAUUGUCCCUUGUGCCAUGAAAACUUCGCCCCAGGAGAGGAGGCUUGGAAAUCUCACCUAAUGGGUAAAGAUGGCUGUAAAAUGAAUCUACGGAGGGAGCAUACACUAAAUAAAACUCUGCUGAUGCAACCUGGCAAAGCAGCAGGAUUAACCUUAACCAAAUCAGGUACUACGGGAACAAAGGUUCGAUCUCCCGCUGUAGGAAGCAAGAUCCCUACCCCAAAAGGGGGCCUGAAUAAAAGCACUGGCAGAACAUACGCAAAGCGAUGACAUGAGAAGUACUUGUUUCCUUUGUCUCCAUAACUGAGCAAGUUUUAUGUGAUGCACAGGUCUAAGAUUGGUUUGCAAGUGACAGGAGCCCCACAUCACUCAUUUCACCAGAACUACACACUGCUUUUUAUCGACCAUACCUAGUGUUUGCCUGCUUCAUUUAGCCAAUAGCUACAGCUUAUAUAUUUCUUUUCUCUGUGCAGUGUUGUGUACAACUGUCCCAAGGACUUGCCUUUCAUGGUUAGUGAUGUGCAGUCUUUGGGAACAGAGACACUGCAUUCCCUUUGCAUUUUCCCAGUAGCACAGAGGAAGCAGAAAGUAGCUUCCCCUUCCCUGAGGAGGAUUCCUGGUUAGCUCAGGAUCUGACUAUGCUGGAUCUAUACCAUCUGCUGCUGCGAUAGCCAAUAUAGAAAUCAGAGGGGGCGCUGUAUCAGUCUGUAUCUGCAAAAAGAAUGAGGAGUCCUGUGCCACCCUGAAGACAUCUGAUGAAAUGUUUUUUGCCCAUGAAAGCUCGUGAUACUAUAUAUAUAUAUUUCUGUUCGUCUCUAAGGUGCCACAGAGCUACUCGUUUUUAGAUGUAUUUGGGUAUAAGUUUUUGUGGUCCAAGACCCGCUUCGUUAGAUGUCGGUUUUUGCCCACAAAAGCGUAUGCCCAAAUAAAUCUGUUAGUCUUCAGGGUGCCCCGGGACUCCUAGUUGUUUUUGCAACAUAGAGAUUGUGGCCAAAAUGUAACAUACUUCGGCUAUCCCUGGUCAAUGUAUUGCCCCAUGAGACGAGGGUGCUAACUAGUGCAAACGAGCAUCCUGGAUGCCAGGAAAACUAAGGAACUGGCAUCCUUUUGGCCCUUCGAAGCUACAACUGCCUCUCUUUUGGCCCUUCGUCUUGGCAUAGCUGAGAUGUUAGCCCUUCUGAUUGAAACUAUAUCAGGUUUUCAGAACAAAGCUUUGAGGUAUCUUUUCCUUUGAACCAAAGCUAAUGUUUGCUUACAAGUAGUCCCGAAACAUUUUGGGAAUGUAAUCAUUGUAUCAUGUGAUUUUUGUCACAUUAAUGGAGUCACUAUAAAAUGUGUUGAAACACAUUUAUAAUUGUUCUCUGCCAAAAUUAGCUUAGUUGCAUGACACACUAGAAGUAAUAGUGUCACUACAUACCUGGUUGGGGGGGUGGAAUGCUAGCCAUAUGAUUGAAUCAUUUUCCUACAGUAUAACUUUGCUAUGCAUAUCUCUGCACCUCUCCAGCAAAUCAAAACCAAUCUACAGAGAAGUUAUCCUAUGUAGGCUUUGAAGCACAUCACUGAAUGUUAGAAACACAGUAGCUGUAUUGCAAUCAUAGUAGCUUUGCUGUCAGUAAGUUUAUGUUAAGUAGUGUCACAGCCCCACUGUUCUAACAUAUAGCUCACAAAAAUUAAAGUAGAAAGUAAGACUUAAGCAGCUAAAAACAUUCUUCUGAGACACCUUGAAAUUCUUUAGCUGGUCAGUGUUAUGUAGCCACAAAAUGAUGUGGAUGAACAACAUGCUCUUUCUAGAAAAAUUUUUAACUGCUCUUGCACUCCUUUUGAUUGGCUGUCUUACCUCCAGAUUCAAGAUUGAUAUGAUAAAUAUAAUGAAUAUUUCAGGUAGCAGUUUUUUAUACAAUAACUACAUAUACAUAGAAGAAUAUACCUGUCCAUUCAGAGUAACAGUUAGACAUUUAUGCAAAGGCUUAAGCAUAAAUUAUUCUGUCAGUUAAAGGCGUGUUUGAAAAAAACAGAUUGUACUUCCAAAACAGUAAUUUUAUAAAUAUGGCUAAACAGACCCUUGUGAACAAACACGUGGAGUAGUUAAAUAGCAAUUUCCCUAAAAUAAAACUCUACCAGAGAUGUUGAAUUUAGAAACAACAAUAGAAAGUCACCAGUGCAGGCCAGGAACAUACUUUGAAUCCUGCAGGAUCCAAUCUGUUUCUCUACCUACAAGGUACCCAAUUUAUAAGAAAGAUAAUCUGAAAUGUUUUUGCCAGAUGCCUUGUUCUCUGUUACCCAUCCUAACAUCUUGUAAAGCAAAAAAUCAAACCAUUCUCCAGAAACAGUAUUUAUUCAUUAUGCCACAUACUAACAUGAUUUGAUAGUAAUUCCGCAAUACCCUUUGACGUUACUAUAAUGAAGGUUCAGUCAACAUGUCUAUAGAAAUCCCAGCUGUCUAAGGUUUCUAAUCCUUCUGGGAGGCAGGCUGUUGGCUGAGGGGGCAAAAUUGGUUUUAGCAAAUGUGGAUGAAAUAACUGAAGUCAUUUAACUUACAAAAUGGUAAAAAACUGGUAAUUUCUUUUGUAUGCUUCCGCUCAAGCCUGUUAUUUCUAAAAUGGGAUUGUGCAUAGUAGAC
Molecule: messenger RNA, 5705 nt
Organism: Pelodiscus sinensis (Chinese soft-shelled turtle)
Lineage: Eukaryota; Metazoa; Chordata; Testudines; Trionychidae
Source: RefSeq, a predicted model, not a curated record